Messenger RNA from Zerene cesonia (dogface butterfly), 1494 nucleotides. It is a transcript of the gene Xbp1, whose product is annotated as X-box-binding protein 1. Gene Ontology annotation, cellular component: nucleus. Gene Ontology annotation, molecular function: DNA-binding transcription factor activity, RNA polymerase II-specific; RNA polymerase II transcription regulatory region sequence-specific DNA binding. Bases 210 to 863 code for a protein of 217 amino acids. The record is from RefSeq and is a predicted model, not a curated record. Lineage: Eukaryota; Metazoa; Arthropoda; Insecta; Lepidoptera; Pieridae. The transcript is spliced from 3 exons.
AUUUAUUUAAUAAUUAAUAGUUAUUGACGUAAGUUCGAGUAUGUACGACGCGAAAGAGAAGUGUAAAAGUGUGAUGAAAUAUCAUAGAACUAUUUUGUAGCGGUCUUGUUGCAACAAGAGCAUGCGAUCGUCAAGACUUUAAAGUACAGUGUUGUAUUUAAUGUGGCAAAGUUGAGUUGUAGUGAAAUUUGUCGUAUGCUGUAAACAAAAUGAGCGUACCGAUUAUAAUCACUGUUCCCAAUGGCUACUUGGAGGUGGAAGAUGGGGAUUCACCGGUCGUGGUUGACUCGGCUCCAACUACACCUUCAAGGAAGCGAAGGCUCGACCACCUGACAUGGGAAGAGAAGAUGCAACGAAAGAAGCUGAAGAACCGCGUCGCGGCGCAAACAUCGCGGGACCGUAAGAAGGCGAAAAUGGAUGAGAUGGAGAGCAAAAUAAACCACUUCAUGGAGGUGAACGAGAUGCUUGUCAAGGAGGUGGAGGAAUUGAAGGCGAUGAACAAGCGUUUGUUGAGCGAGAACGCAACGUUGAGAAGCGAGGCGGCGGCGCGGACCGUCGCGGAAGCCCCGGGACCGGCAGAGUCUCAUCCUCAGCAGAAGGAGGGGCUUCCGUCGGCGAUCCGCGCGGCGCGCCUGCUUCUGGCGAUGUGUCUCCUCUCGCAGACCUCCUCGCACACCUCGAGUCUGACGAAUACCUCGAUACCCUCCAUCAACUUGCAGACUCCCUCCUCAAAGAGAUUGAUGCAGGUGCUACAGGAACGCCUGAAGAUAACUCAAUCAGGGAAAAUAGAAAAUGUACUGAAGGACCUGAAAUGGUGGGGUCCGCAGCAAAGCACAUGGAAUCCAGUGAAAGUAGAGUCCUAGACAGUGAGAUUAACCUCAAACAUGAUGUGGACAGAAUACUGGAACAGCACUCUUACGCACAUCCCUACCCCACCAUAGAAGUUACAGAUACAGAAGUUAAAGAAGACGGUGACAAAGGUGAUAUAUUCUAUGCGAGCUAUGAAGCAAAUGACUGUGUCACGGUGGAAGUUCCCUGCGAUGAACAAGUGGUGGAAGAAACAGCAUUGGACUGUGAAAUGGACUUUAGUGAACUAACAAACAAUUGCUCAGACAUAACAUUGGAAUGUGACAUGAAGCUCUUAUCGCCAAUGUGUUUGUCGCCUAAAUCCAUUGAUGAUAGUUUCAGUUUGUCACCAUCGCAUACGAAUUUAAGCUCAGAUAUAGCAUACGAAUCUUUAUCAUCACCGUUUAGUGAACCAGAUUCUUUGGAUUUGUCAGAUUUUUGGUGUGAAUCAUUUUCGGAGUUGUUCCCAGCUCUUGCCUAAAUUAAACUGCAUUCUCACCAAAGACUGACUAGAUUGUUAAGUUCAAUGACAAAUUAUGUUUAAACAGAUUGAUAUUUAUUGUUAAGUUAUGUUUUACUUCUGUAAGUGACUAUAUGUUAGUGUAGGUAUGUUACGUUUAAGUGCUGUUAUUAAACAACUUUAAAACA